UCUCAUUACGUAACCAAACCACAUAUGGGAUUGUCAUCCCGCCAGUGCUUUUCCAAUAUCCCCAAUAUUGGUCUGCUUUCAAAAGUUUUAGUUCUAUUGUUGUUUCAUGUUCUUGGGGUUGGCUCCUUAUACUCUAGGCAGCAGCAGCCAUCUACUUGCCAUGGUGAGGAGCGCGCAGCCUUGCUGCAGUUUAAGCAAAGCUUCAUUAUUGAUCCAUCUACUUCGGUUGACGAUGCUUCUUAUCCAAAGGUCUCAUCAUGGAAGGCAACUGAAGGAGAUCAAAAUAGCAACUGCUGCUCAUGGGACGGGGUUGAGUGUGAUGAGGACACAGGUCAUGUGACUGGGCUUGAUCUUAGUAGCAGCUGUCUCUAUGGCUCCAUCAACGCCAGCAGCAGCCUCUUUCGUCUUGUUCAUCUCCGGAGGCUGAACCUUGCUUACAACAAUUUCAAUUACUCUCGAAUUCCUACAACAAUUAGGAAUCUUUCCAAUCUCAGGUACCUCAACCUUUCCUCCUCUGCGUUUUCUGGCCAAGUCCCAUCUGAAAUUUUACAGUUGUCCGAAUUAUCAUUGCUUGACCUGUCUGGCAAUCUUGAUACACUUUCUGGUGACGGACUGAUGAAGCUUGAAGUACCCAAUCUGGCAAAUCUAGUUCAAAACUUAACUAGUCUUAAAAAGCUUCAUCUCAGCUACAUAAACAUAUCUUCCCCAAUUCCGGAUUCAUUGGCGAAUUUGUUAUCUUUGUCAUCCCUUCAUCUAGGGAAUUGUCAAUUGUAUGGCGAAUUCCCUGUAAGAGUCUUCAAGUUACAAUACUUGACAUUCCUUUCCGUGGCAUAUAACCAAGAGCUUUCUGGUUAUUUGCCCAACUUCAACAGAAGUAGUCCUCUCACGUCCCUGUCAGUCCCAUUCACUAAGUUUUCCGGACCUCUUCCUUCAUCGAUCGGAGAGCUCUAUGCAUUGAACCACUUGAGUUUGGCAUCUUGCAGUUUCUCAGGUCCAAUUCCUGCUUCACUGGCAAACCUCACCCAACUCGAUUAUUUGUCACUUGCAAAUAAUAAUUUUGUUGCCGGUCCUUUGUCUUGGAUUGGUAAGCAGACGAGACUUACCUUUCUUAAAAUUGGAAGGAUGAAUCUUAACGGUCACAUCCCGUCUUCUCUUGGUAACCUCACAAAGCUUACCGUACUGUUGCUUCCUGAUAAUCAACUAGGUGGUUCAAUCCCUUCUUUGUUUGGUAACCUUACCAGACUAGUUGCUUUGGAUUUGAGUGGUAAUAGUUUGCACGGUCCAAUUCCUCAAUCGUUGUUUAGUCUUAUGGACCUCGACUGGCUUUCUCUAAGUGAAAAUUACCUUCACGGUAAAUUUGACAUUUGUAAGGUACAAAGUUCUAUCACAGUUCUCCAAUUAGGUGCGAGCAAUCUAGAAUUGUCUCACUGUAAAAUUAUGAAUACAACUCUGACAGAGCUCGGGUUGGCCGACUUCAACAUAAAAGAGUUUCCCGAUUUCCUACGACAUCAACAUAACUUGAAGUGGUUGGACCUCUCUCAUAAUGAUUUGCAUGGUCAAAUACCAAACUGGAUGUGGAAUACAAGCACACAAAGUUUAAAGUUCCUGGACCUUAAAUCCAAUUCCCUUUCGGGGUUUGGCCAACCGAAUGUUGUCCUUCCUUGGGCUGAACUAGAAGUUUUAUUUGUUACAUCUAAUUUGCUAGAUGGAUCACCACCCAUACCUCCUCCGAACAUCAUCGAUUAUUCACUCGUGGACAACAAACUUACCGGGAAACUAUCACCAUCGAUGUGCAAUCUAAGUUCCCUUCAAUACCUUGGUCUGUCAAGCAACAAACUGAGUGGCUCCAUUCCGCCAUGUCUUGGUAACUUCAGUGAUGUUUUAAAAGUUUUAGAUCUUGGGUACAACUCUUUCCAUGGGAUUCUUCCUCAAACAUACAGCAACACAAGUAACCUGCAGGUGCUUGAUGUCGGUUAUAACCAAUUGCAUGGGGAAGUACCGAGGUCACUGGCAAAUUGUGUGAUGCUUCAGUCUCUUGUUCUUAGGGUGAAUAAAUUCAGAGAUGUUUUCCCUUUUUGGUUGGGCUUUCUUCCAGAGCUUAAACUCAUGUCAAUGCACGACAAUGAGUUCUACGGUGAAAUUGAAAUUACAAAAAAAAAUCUUCAUUUUCCAGAGCUGAGAAUUCUUGACCUUUCGUACAAUAAGUUCAUUGGUGAGUUUCCCUCUAAAUAUAUCUUCUCUGGCAAUGGCAUGAGAGGUAUAGUUCUGAGACAACCCUCAUAUAUGGCAGCAAGCUCUAAUCUCGAUAUCGUCCCUGGUGCACCUUCGUUUGCUUAUGAUUUCAAAGUCACCAUCUCCAACAAAGGUGUCGAGAGAUACUACUCGGAGAUUCAAGAAGAUCUUGGGGUGGUUGAUAUCUCAAGUAAUAAUUUUCAAGGGGAAAUUCCAGAAUUCAUUGGAAACUUGAAAGGGCUUCGCUUUUUCAACAUUUCCAAUAAUAACUUCAACGGCAACAUCCCAUUAGGCUUGGAAAAUUUGACGUUGCUUGAAGCUUUGGACCUUUCACAAAACCAGCUCUCAGGAGAGAUUCCUCAGCAACUAGCGCAGCUUACAUCUCUGUCGAUUCUUAAUGUCUCUUACAACAAUCUCACUGGUUCUAUACCACAAGGUCCCCAGUUUCAUACAUUUGAGAACUCUUCAUUCAUGGGAAACCCAGGAUUGUGCGGAGAACCUUUGACAAAGGGAUGUGGGAACUCUGAUGCGCCGGUUCAGCUACCACCCUCAAGUAACAGUGAAGAAAUUGUUUCAGGCUCUGCUUUUGAAUUUGACUGGAAAUUUGUGUUGGCUGGAAUUGCGAGUGGGUUGGUAGUUGGAGUGGUACUUGCAGACUUGGCGAUCACUAGGAAGCGUGAGUUGUUUCUUGACAUAGUUGGGAUGAUGAUCAGACAAAUGAAAAGGAUCAGAAGGCAGAUGAAGUACUAAUUUAUGAGUGUGAUAUAAAGUUGUGCAUUUGGUAUUGUAUGUAGGUUUUCUGUUUGUUUGUUUUCUUUAAAAUCGCCUAGUUCUUUGAAUAAAAGUUUCAAGACACUGUUGUGUUCCUUGAUCAUG
Molecule: messenger RNA, 3108 nt
Organism: Argentina anserina (silverweed cinquefoil)
Lineage: Eukaryota; Viridiplantae; Streptophyta; Magnoliopsida; Rosales; Rosaceae
Product: receptor-like protein 7
Exons: 1
Coding region: 25-2982 (985 amino acids)
Molecular function (GO): protein binding
Source: RefSeq, a predicted model, not a curated record